AGGAAAUGUCCUUUUAAAGCCAGAGCAUUAGCAAAUGUAGGAAUUCUUCUGGUCUGACUGAGUGUUUCCGGUUGGGUGUGAGCUGGGUUUUGGUGUUGGGAGGAUUCUCCUGGAGUUAUAGAAAAUGUCGAAAUCGCUAAAGAAAAUAGUAGAAGAAUGCAAGGAAAAGAAUCAGGCAGAAUUGGAUCUGUGUGACAGGGGAAUCUCCAGUAUGCUGGAUAUCCCUGGACUCUUCACUCUUUCCAACGUCACCCAGCUGGUGCUGAGUCACAACAAGUUAACAAGUGUUCCAGCAAAUAUAGCUGACCUGAGGAACCUGGAAGUGCUGAAUGUUUUCAAUAAUCAGAUUGAAGACCUUCCAACACAAAUCAGCAGCCUGCAGAAACUGAAGCAUCUGAACCUUGGCAUGAACAGGUUAAACACUCUGCCACGAGGAUUUGGGUCUCUGCCAGCACUGGAAGUGCUUGAUUUGACAUACAACAAUUUGAAUGAAAAUUCUCUCCCUGGCAACUUCUUCUACCUCACCACCUUGCGUGCACUCUAUCUAAGUGACAACGAUUUUGAAAUCCUGCCGCCAGAAAUUGCGAAACUCACAAAGCUGCAGAUAAUCAGCCUAAGGGACAAUGACCUCAUAUCACUGCCAAAGGAGGUUGGGGAUUUGUCUCAGUUGAAGGAGCUCCAUAUUCAAGGAAAUCGACUAACCGUGCUUCCCCCUGAAAUGGGUAAUUUAGAUCUUACUGGUCCAAAACAAGUCUUCAAAGCAGAAAAUAAUCCUUGGGUUACACCAAUUGCUGACCAAUUUCAACUAGGUGUAUCCCAUGUCUUUGAAUAUAUUCGUUCUGAAACCUACAAAUACCUUUAUGGCAGACACAUGCAAGCGAACCCCGAACCUCCAAAGAAAAGCAAUGACAAGUCUAAGAAGAUAAGCCGGAAGCCUCUGGCUGCUAAAAACAAAUGAGGAAGCCAACUGAUGUUCAUCUUGCUGUAGAUCUCUUCUUGCAUGUGCCUCUGAUCUAUAUUUAUUACCUCAACUAUGCUAAUAUGUUAUGUCAGGAACAAUAUAUGAUCUUUUGUGCUUAAGGUAGUUUUUAAUAGUUUAAUAUUCUGAGGUGAUUAUAUGUAUACCACAUAGCUUUAACAUUCUUUUCAUAAUUGCUGUAAAACUUUUGUCACCAGUGGGAAACACUGGAAAAUUAUGCCCUAUUCAUAAAUGUUUCAUAGAAUAAGAUAUUUAUGCUGAGAAAUGCAAAUGUUUGCAUUUGCUGUCACAUGUACUUUCAAAACUGUUCUUUUGCCCACAUAGUAUCUUAAUUUUUACUGCUAUGAUUUUUAAAUAAAAUCUAUAUUUAUAUGUA
Molecule: messenger RNA, 1355 nt
Organism: Carcharodon carcharias (great white shark)
Lineage: Eukaryota; Metazoa; Chordata; Chondrichthyes; Lamniformes; Lamnidae
Gene: rsu1
Product: Ras suppressor protein 1
Exons: 9
Coding region: 125-958 (277 amino acids)
Molecular function (GO): protein binding
Source: RefSeq, a predicted model, not a curated record